Messenger RNA from Perkinsus marinus ATCC 50983, 1179 nucleotides. RefSeq names its product Chitinase 2 precursor, putative. The coding region runs from base 1 to 1179 and encodes 392 amino acids. The record is from RefSeq and is a predicted model, not a curated record. NCBI's taxonomy places the organism in Eukaryota, Perkinsozoa, Perkinsida, Perkinsidae. The transcript has a single exon.
AUGUGCAGCAGCAGCGAUCACGAUUUGUGGGCUUCUUAUGGACAAGCUUACAGUAACUUCAUCGCUUACUGUGGUCUCCAGUCGUUCGGUGAUGCCAAGGCUAGUACUGCCUGUAUUGAGAAGUCCGGGUUGUCCGAUUCCUGUUCUAACUGCUUCGGUCAGUCGAUUCAGUGUGGUCGUGACGUGUGUAUGAUGAGCUGCAUUUCUGGCCCUGCUACUAAGAAGUGCUUGAACUGUAUCGCGAAGACCAAGUGCAACCCUGAUCUGUACAAGUGCACAGGUUAUACAGUCAAUGAGAUGCCGCCUAACCCAACUGGUACCAGUCCUUUGCCCACCACUACCAUUGCUCCUGUCACUACCACCGUCGCCCCCACUACUGAGUCGACUGUCACUACCACCGUCGCCCCCACUACUGAGUCGACUGUCACUACCACCGUCGCCCCCACUACUGAGUCGACUGUCACUACCACCGUCGCCCCCACUACUGAGUCGACUGUCACUACCACUGUCGCCCCCACUACUGAGUCGACUGUCACUACCACUGUCGCCCCCACUACUGAGUCGACUGUCACUACCACCGUCGCCCCCACUACUGAGUCGACUGUCACUACCACCGUCGCCCCCACUACUGAGUCGACUGUCACUACCACCGUCGCCCCCACUACUGAGUCGACUGUCACUACCACCGUCGCCCCCACUACUGAGUCGACUGUCACUACCACCGUCGCCCCCACUACGGAGUCAAUUGCCACUACCACUGUCGCCCCCACUACGGAGUCAAUUGCCACUACCACCGUCGCCCCCACUACUGAGUCGACUGCCACUACCAGUGUCGCUCCCACUACUGAGUCGACUGUCACUACCACUGUCGCUCCCACUACUGUCGGCCCGGUCGAAACCUCGACUACUGCUGCUCCUGCGCCAAAGCACAGCUGCGUUGAGGCCGACAAGAUCUGUGCGCAGUCCUAUGCGGGUUCGUACUGCAAGUAUUGGAUGGAUGAGCCUACUUGUUUCGGUAGCGAUAUCGCUUGCUCUUGUUCUGACGACACCGUUAGUACUACCACACACUCCAUUGCUCAAUGUGAUGCUGAGUGUGCUGCUGGAUUCCCGGGAUCUUAUUGCAAGUACUGGGAGGAGCCUUCGGUCUGCUUCGGUUCAAACAAGCCUUGCUCUUGCUAA